AUGGCCGGCUGCUGCAUAGCCGGCCGGAGCAUCGGCCCCAAUGCCAGCAGGCCCGUGGUCAGCUGCAGCGACGCUGGGGUCACCGCGGCCGAUUGCUGCAUGCUGUCGAUAGGGACGCAGCGAGGCGCCUUCUGCACAGCCAUCACGGCCCGACCGAACCAGGCCCAUCGACUUUGCGGCCCACUAGAGGAGGCCUCCAGUGCCGCAUCCGCCGGUUUGAAUCGCGGCUCGAGACCCGCCGCGAUCAACGGCCGCACCGCCGGCUCCUCGGCUGUCACCGAAGGCGAAGCUGCCGGCGUCGCCUCCACCACCACGCAAGGGCGAGCGGCGGCGGGGAAGAUGACUCUGGAACGAUACAGGACCUGGUCGAUCUCCCGUGAUCGUAUGCUGUUGUCGCUAGGGACGCAGCGAGGCGCCUUCUGCACAGCCAUCACGACCCGACCGAACCAGGCCCAUCGACUUUGCGGCCCACUAGAGCAGGCCUCCAGUGCCUCAUCCGCCGGUUUGAAUCGCGGCUCGAGACCCGCCGCGAUCAACGGCCGCACCGCCGGCCCCUCGGCCGUCACCGAAGGCGAGGCUGCCGGCGUCGCCUCCACCACCACGCGACUCAGCGUCGGAGACGCCCCAAGCACCACGGAGGUAGCAGACCCCAACGAAGGAUCCACCGGCGUGAUCGCCGCCGGCCGACGUGCCGUGGCUGCAGCGAGGAAGUCUCCAAAGACAGGCGCCGGCGUGACUCGACGACGCGGAAGCGGGCCUCUCCAGGGCUUCAUCCGCGGCAUCCGAGAAAGCCGCAGGCCUACCGGCGACGAGGACGCCGCCCUCAUCACAGACCUCUUGACCUUCUCCCUCGGCGGCGGCGACGCAGACCUUGCUCGCUCCGACAACCUGCACGACGAAAAACGUACCUCCGGUGACGCAGACCUUGACCAUUCCCUGGACUCAGACGUCGGGAAUCCGAUCUUUGUCCAGAAGUCUUCUCUCACCUCCUCUAGGGACAAUUCCGGCAACCGCCCGACCUGCUGCACUGCUGGUUCAAACCCAAGCACCGACCAUGCCGCCUCCUCCGCCGUCUCCCGCGUCUUCUCGUCAGAAUCCUCGUCCUCCGCUAGGCAGCAGAAUCUGGAUCCAACGGUUGGCCGCGCCGGCGAGGGAGGAGCCGAUGCGCCGGCGGCACGCGCAUGA
Lolium perenne is the source of this 1185-nucleotide messenger RNA. The record is from RefSeq and is a predicted model, not a curated record. NCBI's taxonomy places the organism in Eukaryota, Viridiplantae, Streptophyta, Magnoliopsida, Poales, Poaceae.